Diachasma alloeum is the source of this 3423-nucleotide messenger RNA. RefSeq lists its product as uncharacterized. The transcript is spliced from 2 exons. Bases 311 to 2650 code for a protein of 779 amino acids. Lineage: Eukaryota; Metazoa; Arthropoda; Insecta; Hymenoptera; Braconidae. The record is from RefSeq and is a predicted model, not a curated record.
UUAGUGCCCGGGAUAUGAUUCCACAGAGAGGUAAAGACUUAUCAAUUUAUUCCCGGGGUUUAAAUGAAUCGAUACGUAAUGUUUUAACUCACAUGAUGUGAGUUACAAAAAUAUCAUAUCACUUUAAGACCUACAGUGAGUUAUGUGCAAUGAAAUGUCUUAGAGUUCUGAGGAUUUUUAAGAAAAAAAUGUCAUGUCCCAAGGCGAUAUCACACGUGUCAGCAUAUUCGUUUGUAGUGAAUAAGUGAUUGCAACAGAAUGGAGCUAAGCAACAAUGUUGGUGCCUACAUAAAAAAAUCUAAAUAACAAAAUGUAUCAAGUAAAAAUCAUGGUAACAAUAACAACACCAAUAAAAGAGAUAAUAAUAGCUAAACAUUUUCAUCAUCAGUUGAGAAGAAGAGACGGUCGAAAUAAUCUACACCAACUCAAAGAAAUGAAAACAGUACAAACCCCAGUCUCCAGUCCUCAAAAUUCUCCAAAAAGACCAAAAUCUGCUGAACCCCUCAUCGAUGAGAACAGUAAUCUCGGUCCCAAGAACUUGAAGACCACAGUCACUGCAAAACAUCGCUCUAGGAAACUUCUCGAAUUCACUCCAAGUUUGUUUCGCAAAGGACCGCAACGAUCAAAUAAAUCUGCCAGUGACAAUGAACUCGUUACAUCUAGGAAAGUCCCUAAAAUGGCUUGGGAGAACGUGGAGGAGAACAUCACAGGCUACAAGGGCUACUUCAGUGAUUCCCCUUCAGAAAUAAAUCCAAUCGAUAAUGGUGAUGGUACAAAUAGAAACGUUGAUAAAUCUCCAAGAGAAUUGAAGAUAGAGUCUGAGAACAUCAUUUUCUCUCAGCUUUCAGAGACCAGUAGGAAACAUUUUUUGGGUCAAAGUGUGGAAACGCCAUCGAGGAAAAGUGUUACACGUGAGGCUGAUAACAGUUAUAAGUUUUGUUCUCCAGCUCUUCAGGAUCUUUCAUGUAAGAGUCCAACGAUACAAGAAUUUUUCAGUCCUACACUUUUGUCCCAGCCUGAAACCAGAGUAUUAAAUCGGAAGAAAAUUCCGCCCAAGAAUGUCUCACAAAAUUCUAGUCGAAUUGUCCGGCGUAAUCCACUGUUCAAAGUUGGAAGGAAUUUGGCGCAUAAGUGGACGAAUAAUUAUGAUGUUAUCGAUCAACAAUUCCAUUCUCCAAAUUACCAAAGCCAUUCAGAAUAUGUCAUACCAAGUCCAGGAUCUUCAAUCCAGUUUGAUGGUUCACUAGAUGAUCAGAAAAUUGUCACUCAUAAGAACUUCUUCAUCAAUCACUUCGAAAAGCAAAAUCGAAGUGUUGUUUUCCCUCAGAAUCACACGACUGAUUGGAGAAAUACUGCACAGAGACGUCAUAUAUUGGGGGAGAUCCGUCAGCCCCCAAAUCCAGUGUUGAAUCCGUUGAGAAAGGAGAUGUCUUUUGUCUUCCCUGCGGUCAGUGGGUUUUCUUAUAAUGAAACAUAUUCUUCACCUGGAAGUCAAGAAUCUACCCAUUUGAUAAACAGUGACCUUCGUAUGCAGAAUGUAUAUCGAGGAUUCCAAAUUCCGAAUAACAUUAUCAAUGCUCCAUUGACCGAUGAAAUCGCGGUGAAUUUGAGUUUCAAAUCGUCCCAGAGCUCAGUCUACAGUCCAGUGAUGUCAGAACCACAAUCAAAAGAGAAUGGCAAUCUACGAAACUAUAAUAGCACAUCGACUUCACCAAUAUUUCCAGAAGACGAACAAAAACUUCCGGAAUCUCAAGAAAUUUUGAUAAGCGAUGAUGAAGAAGAGCAAGUUGCAUCUCAGCAAAUAAUUUCUCCAGAUGUCACAGGAAUCCUUACAACUAAAGAAGACAUUUCAAGUGAUCAAAAUCGAGAACUUAUACAAUUGGAGUCUUCAAUUCAUACAGGAGAAGGUCUAUUUUCACUUUCACCAGUAACUCAUCAACUUGAUGGGGAAGAGAAUAAAUUUCUAUUAGGAACUGAUUUUUCAAACAAACAGGAAGAGAAUGUACAAUGUCAAGGGGACAUCUCUAAUUCAGGAAACAUCUUGUCACAUGAAAAAGUGAAUUCUUCUUACGGGAUGAAUCUUUGUGAAAAUUGCAGAAUAAUCACUUUAAACAUUAAUGAAGAGGUGUCUAAAGAGAAUGUUUCAAAUGCAGGUCAGCAAGGAAUGUUAUGCCCAAGGAACAUCGGGUCUAGUGGAGAUAUUAAUUUUUCUAACGAAUCUUCGCAAAUUUUACAGACAAUCCCUUUGAUUGCAGACAAAUGUAUCCCUAACGAGAAUCGUCAUUUCGCCAGAGAGCAUCAGCCAUCGGCGUCCACGGAAAUUUGUAGUCAGUUAACUCCUUCAUCAUCUUCAUUACCAACAGACAAUUCCAAUCCUUGGUUGAACGUUACAAGUCAAGAUUUUAGUCAAGAAAAUUCUUUGUACAAUACAAGUGCUCUCUCUCAAGAUUCAGGUCAAGCAUCAAAAGAUUCACUUACUUCACAACAUUCCUUCAUAUCUACAACUUCAGAAGAAGGUAACGACAGUGAUGGUGAUGAUGAGAAUAUUAAUGACCAUUUUUUAUCAAUAAGCCAAAUUUUGAACGUGGAGGCAUCAACAAUGAAGAAAUACAUUGAGAGAAUCAUCCAUCGGUUGGAGAGUGAGGUUUAAGAAUUGGUCGGUGGUUGGGGGUUUCCGCAUAUCCAUUAUUAUUUUAUUAAUAUUCUUCAAAUUAGAUAGACGGGUCAUUUAAUCCAAGUGCCAUUGUAAAAUCAAUCUAGCAAUAUUCUAUAAUCGUAUUAUUAAAAUUAAUCAUCACUCAUCAAUUCUUAAUUUCAAUAUAUGAAUUUUCAACAUAGUCCGAGUUAUAUAAAUAUUUCCCCUACUUGACUAUGGAGAGGUCGUAAAACCAAAUUCUCCAAAGGAUGAAGACGAAAAUCUGCUUUCGAGGAAACAUCUAUAAAUUCUAGGAGAAAUCAGCAGGGCUUCGAGCCUAUCCGACAGAAAGUACGUGACGGAUGUAGACGCUUCGUGCGCCUAUCAGUAUUAUUGUUUUGAUACGAUUCAUCACGUUAUUAUUAUAAGUUGAUUUGAAUCAAUAUGUUAUUUCACCUAGACAAAUUUCCAUAGUAUUACUAAGGAGAAAUUCGUGGGAAAUGAUGAAAACUUCUUUGAAAAUUCAUGAUUUUUUUUUUAUUGAAAAGGGAUGGGAAUUUCCACCGAGAAUCAAUUGGAGAUACGUCGAAAUCCAUGAAAACUUAAAUUGAGAGAAUCAAUACAUUUUCUGUUGGAAAAUGAUGGUAUCAAAGAUCAGACAAUAAUUCAAUGUUAAUCUAUACGGUCGUUAUCGAUGGAAAACCAUGAAUAUCUCGGAUGCUAAAUACGAUCAAGUUGGUUCCUUUUAUACAGACAAAAAUAUAUAUACCAUUUACUCAUUCAUAUUA